ACUGUUUCUAAAGUAGCACAAAGAAAAGGCCGAAACAACAAAACGGUUUCUAAUUUUUUCUAAUAUACCUAGACUUAGACGCAUUUUAUGACAAUCCUGUCUUCGGAUUCCGUGAUUUCUUAUCGUACCGUUUCUGGACUGUCAUGUCAUCGCACUCCGAAGCCGCGACACACUCGCCCCCUCCACCUCUGGAUGCGAGUCCUGUGGAAGAAGACCGCUCCGAAGAUGUAGAAAUCCCACUUACGAUGACGGCGUCCGUUGUCUUGACGAGUCUGCCAAAGGACGCGCGGAGCGCACUGAGGGACGCCGGAAGGGAGCAAGACGGAGAGCGAAAAGUCACGGUGCAUUUUCGUCCCAUCGGCUCGGCGCCAACCCUGCCCCCAAAGCAGGUCAAGUCCACCGUGUCGGCGCACCACCCGUUCAGCUUCGUGGUGCGCUUUCUAAGGCGACGGCUGAAGCUCAAGGAGACCGAAAGCGUGUUUUGCUACUUGCACAACUGCUGGAGUCCAAGCCUGGACGAGAGCGUGGGCGUUCUGUGGAAUUGCUUUAAAACGGGCGAGGAACUGGUUGUUAGUUACGCUGUUCAUCCCGCAUUUGGAUGAGCAGUACUUGAAUUUGAAACCUGGCACUCAAUAUGCUGACGUAAAGCGGAUACCAAACACUUUUGAUGCAUUUCCAGGAGCUUUAUCAGCUUUGGAAUUAUGACAGUCAAAAUUCCCAGAAGAUUUCGGAUCUGAAAUCAAUGUCAUUUUCAAAAUGGCUCUGAAACUAUUCUUCUCCGGUCAAGUGGGCUCUCUGUGUUACGACUUCUGCAGCUCGUCACAGCAAACGUCUCACGGAGCCCAGUCUCUACUUGACUUCAUUAUUUCAGAUUCAGAACUUGACGUAUAUUUAGAUAUCUGGGAGUCUACCAUAUGAUGAAGUCAAUCUCCAGAUAGACAUGAGGUUAGGCUCAGCGGUAUUUGUUAUGUCCCUUUGAUUACACUAUAAAGGAAUUGCAUUAGUUGGCUAGCACCCAAGAUCGCGAAAUAUAGUUCUAGCGCUGACGGCCUUUACUUUUGAGGAGUUUUGCACUCCUCAUAGCAUGGAUAAAUAUUUCUAUUCAUCUAGAUAAGUUACAUUGAUCGUAUCCAUGGUUUGCUCUCCGUUGUCUGAAGUUUACACAUUUUCCAGGUUAAAAAUCAAGUGAGCUGUUGAUCAGGAUACGUGAGAUUCUUACUUUCUGCCACAUUCUUAUCGCUUACUAGAUGUUAAUCUUAGUCCCUAUAUCUAAAUCGGACUUAUUCUAGAGUACUCUGUAUUUGUG
Messenger RNA from Verruconis gallopava, 1306 nucleotides. RefSeq lists its product as uncharacterized. Gene Ontology annotation, cellular component: phagophore assembly site membrane; cytoplasm; Atg12-Atg5-Atg16 complex. The record is from RefSeq and is a predicted model, not a curated record. Lineage: Eukaryota; Fungi; Ascomycota; Dothideomycetes; Venturiales; Sympoventuriaceae. Bases 144 to 602 code for a protein of 152 amino acids. The transcript is spliced from 4 exons. Gene Ontology annotation, biological process: C-terminal protein lipidation; nucleophagy; autophagy of mitochondrion.